Messenger RNA from Salvia splendens (bonfire salvia), 3712 nucleotides. RefSeq lists its product as uncharacterized. Gene Ontology annotation, cellular component: snRNA-activating protein complex. The coding region runs from base 368 to 3502 and encodes 1044 amino acids. NCBI's taxonomy places the organism in Eukaryota, Viridiplantae, Streptophyta, Magnoliopsida, Lamiales, Lamiaceae. Gene Ontology annotation, molecular function: RNA polymerase III type 3 promoter sequence-specific DNA binding; RNA polymerase II cis-regulatory region sequence-specific DNA binding. Gene Ontology annotation, biological process: snRNA transcription by RNA polymerase II; snRNA transcription by RNA polymerase III. The record is from RefSeq and is a predicted model, not a curated record. The transcript is spliced from 11 exons.
UCACAGCAAAGCCCGCCCGCCCGCGGCCCGCCUCUUCUUCUCCUCCUCUCUCUCCGGUAACCAAAUUCCCUCAUCUUUUUCUUCUUCCAUUACCGGCGAAAGUCUCCCCGCCUUCUAUUUCUUCUUCUCAAUUCCUCUUCGUCCGCCGCGAAUCGAAUCCAUCGCCGACAGGCCGCCACCGAGUCUAUCCUUAGCUCGCCGCUCUUAACUAAAACUAAAAAUUUGCCACAAAACUAUUUAGUGGAGCUCACAUACAGAUACAGCUGGACAAUCUUUUGGCUGGAAAAUCUCAGUAUUUUGGGCCUUGGCGGGAAAAUAGCCAAAUCGCAACAGAUUCGAACGCUCCCCCGGUUCAAAAUUACUCGAGAUGCCUUCGUCUAAGGAAGAAAUCUCCGAUUCCGACGAUGGAUUCAGCGAAGAUAUGGAGGCACUAAGAAGGGCUUGUCAGCUAAUCGACGAAACACCUACCUCCACAACAACCGCCGCCGCCGCCUCCGGCAUUGCUAGUCCAGGUUCCUCUUCCGAGGGGGACUCUGUCAGUGAGGGAGACGAUGACCAUCAAUUAGUUCAGAGCAUUCAGAAACGGUUCGCCUUUCCCACGAAUUUGGGGGAAGAACCUCUCAAGACGAAACCGUCGUGUACCGUGCUGCCUGAUUGGUCCGACAGCGAGGAUAUUGAGGACGAUUACGAAACCCUCCGAGCUAUUCAGCGGCGGUUUUCUGCCUAUAAUGAUGGCAGCUUGAAGGACAACUUUGAGGAAUUUUCGCAUACACAUGAGCAGGUGGGUGCUACUAUUAUAGACUCGGAAAAGGAAACUUCGAAUAGCUUUGUUGAGAGAACUAAUGCUCGAGAAGGGUUUCUCAAUUGUGUAGAUACGAGCGAGCCUACUGGAAAGAAUGUAGAAGCAUGUGAUAAUGCUGGUGGGAGUUCUGAUCUAGCUGAAUGGAAUGAAACAGGUGUUGAUGAUGAGGCUGAAUUGCCACUCAGAACUUCUCAAUUUCCUAACUCAGCCCUAGCAUUUGUUGAUGCUAUCAAGAAGAACAGAUUGUGUCAAAAACUUAUAAGGAGUAAGAUGAUGCAAGUGGAAGCCAGGAUGGAGGAACUUGAUAAGCUAAUAGAGGGUGUCAGAAUUCUUAAAAACUUUCAGGUUGAUAGCAAGAAGAGGAUUGGGAGAUCUUUUUCACAGAAAAAAGAUCCUCGUGUUCGGUUAAUUUCAGUGCCAAAGCUGAAGGCAAACCUGAAGCCCAACGAAAACAAUAUUCCUGCUUCGUGCAAGGGACCUCCAGAGAAUGUACAUGUUCCCAACUAUAAGGAGGCAAUGGAAACAUUUUCUAUCCCUUGUAAUAAGGAGAAGUGGUCUAAGGAAGAGAGGGAGAAUCUUUUGAAGGGUGUGAAACAACAAUUUCAGGAAAUGUUGCUCCAGCAAUGUGUUGAUCGACUCAAUGAGGCAAAUGGAUAUUAUGAGUCAAGUAAUGUUGACAGCAUCAUGGAAACAAUUAAAGAAACUGAUCUAACACCUGAGAGAAUGAGACAAUUCUUGCCUAAGGUUAACUGGGAGCAGCUAGCUGCUAUGUAUGUUCCUCGACGGACUGGUGCAGAAUGCCAAGUGAUGUAUUUGAACUCUGAAGACCCCUUAAUUAAUCAUGGCCCUUGGACUGCGAUGGAGGACAAGAAUAUCUUGCACAUUAUACAAGAGAAGGGUUUUAUUAACUGGAUUGAUUUUGCUGCAACACUUGGGACAAACAGAACCCCGUUUCAAUGCUUAUCACGCUAUCAAAGAAGUCUUAAUGCUUCAAUACUCAAAAGAGAGUGGACCUCGGAGGAGGACAAUCAACUUCGAGCUGCCGUAGAGACGUAUGGUGAGAGCAAUUGGCAGGUCGUUGCUAAUGCAUUAAAAGGAAGAACAGGUACCCAGUGCUCUAAUAGAUGGUUGAAGACCCUUCAUCCAGCCAGGAAAAGAUCUGGAACAUGGACUCUAGAGGAAGACAAACGCUUGAAAGUUGCUGUAACGCUUUUUGGGGCAAAAACAUGGAGAAAAGUAGCCAAGUGUGUGCCGGGUCGUACACAUGUACAAUGCAGAGAAAGAUGGGUCAAUUGCUUGGAUCCGUCCAUCAUUCAUGGCGAAUGGACCAGAGAAGAAGAUUUAUUAUUGCAAGAGGCUAUUGCAAAGCAUGGAUACUGUUGGUCCAAGGUUGCUGCCUGUAUUCCCCAUCGCACUGAUAACCUUUGUUUGAGGAGAUGGAAGGUGUUAUGUCCAGCUGAAGUUCCUCUGCUGCAAACUGCUAGAAAGAUACAAAAGGUUGCUCUGAUAUCAAAUUUUGUCGAUAGGGAGUCUGAACGACCUGCCCUUGGACCUAAAGACUUUCUAUUGCCAGAGCCAUUGCGUAUUACUGGAAAUGAAAAUAUUGAUCCUUCUACGCAAAAAAAGAAAAUAUCAAGAAGGCGGAGGGGGGCACGUAAACAUAAUGAAGAAGACGACCUUUCCAGUGAAAAUUCAGAAGUAGUUCUGAUGUUGACUGAUGGGAAUGAGCUUGAAAUGCAAGGAAGCUCCGUUCACAGAGAAGGAACGCGUAGAAGUACACGUUUGCGGAAGAGAAGUACACGGUUACUUGAUGUAUACGAGGGGGAAGAGAUUACAGAGCCUCGUGUUAGUGAUGGUAACACUACGAGAAAAUCUAGGCCACAGAAGAAGAGAUCAGGAAAAGAUGCUGCUACCACAUCUGCUGCAGUUAUAAGUGAUGAAGCAUGCUUUGAAGAGUACAAACAUCUUGAUCCGGGAGAAGAACCAACUCCAGAGGUAGAACUUGGAGGCAAGGAUGCCAUCAUCACACAACCGGUGAAGGUUUCUAAGCUGCAUCCAAGAAAGCGGAAAAGUCAAGUGCUCAAGGAAGCUCAACAUCUUGAUCCAGUUGAAGAACCAACUCUAGAAGUCGAACUUGGAGGCAAGGAUGCCAUAAUCACACAACCUGCAAAGGCUUCUAAGCUGCAUCUGAGAAAGCGGAAGAGUCAAGUGCUCAAGGAAGGUCAACAGACGAAGUCCAAAGCGCCAAGGCAAGCUGUGAUGAAAAGACGAAUGAAAAUGGAUAAAAAACUGACCAAUGCAACAGAUGAUCAUCCAUUGUCUUUCCCUGACCCAGACAUUUUGGUUGAUGAUACGAGAGCAACAGAAGCUGGUUCCACGGAAGGGAAGAACAUUGAAGACAUGCAGCUAGCUUUGGUGGAAAUAGAAGGGGAUGACAUGAAUCUCGCCUCAUCCCUUCAGCAACCAGGAGAUGAUGCAACAAGUCCGUCACCAUUUAACGUUGAUGACUCACUGAGGAAGAGGAAGAAAAGUUCCCAGAUCCACAUCUUUUACCAGUGUAAAAGGAGAAAAACUGGAGACGGGGAUCGUUCGAAGCAAACGCUAGUGGAAGAGGGAUUAAGAAGAGAUGAUCAAGCUGAGGCUGGAGAUGAUAUGACUAUUGCUCAAAUUUUGCAGCAAAUUAAGGAAAGGAGAAAGUGAAUACCCUUUGAUACUAGUAUGCAGCCACUUCUGAAGAAGGGUAACAAUGUUUGGAAAUUCUUUUAUAGGAAUGUAGAAGCAGGUAUAUAGUCAUAACCAGUGAUUUCAUGAUUCUCAACUCCUGAAACUUUUAUUAGGUUAAACAUUCUUUCUAGUAAUUGUCUCUUAUCACUUUAUGACAUGGGAUUUUAGUGCUUAUAGUUAUAGUUA